GAUGUCAACGACACAAAAUCAACACGAUCCAAUAACUCCAGUAUGUUUGGUCGGAGAAGUCAAAAUUGGCUUUAGAAAACGAUUUCUUAAUGGAAAACGACAUUAUGUUUUGGUCGUUAAUUAGUGAUGCAAAAUGCAAACUCUCAAACAGUCGCGAAGAAUGUGUAAAUGAGAAACCGAAAUCCCUCCAAAAUCCGAAGAACUGAAAUUCAUUCUUUGAUAAAGGGAAUGAAUGAAGGUUUCGAUUCCAAACUCUCGCUCACUUUUAGUCACUACGGUACUGUAUUGCAAAUUUUACAGACAACACUAUUCAACUAACAACAACCUCACAACUUUGUUUAGCAAAUACGUAGACAAAACCAAUGUCUCUUCGUGGAACUCCGUCAUCGCUGACUUGGCUCGGAGCGGUGACUGUGUCGAAGCUCUACGUGCCUUUUCUUGCAUGAGAAAGCUCUCUCUUAUACCAAACCGUUCCACUUUCCCAUGCGCCAUCAAAUCCUGCUCUGCUUUGUUCGAUCUUCGUUCAGGCAAGCAAGCCCACCAGCAAGCUUUGGUGUUUGGCUUAGAAUCAGACCUCUUUGUGUCAUCGUCUCUCAUUGACAUGUACUCUAAAUGUGGGGAGUUGAGGGACGCAAGAGAACUGUUUGAUGAAAUUCCUCAGAGAAAUGUGGUGUCUUGGACGUCCAUGAUCACUGGCUAUGUCCAAAACGACGAUGCCCACGAAGCGUUAUCGCUUUUCAAAGAGUUGCUGGUUGAGGAGAGUGAGAAUGAGGAUGAUGGGAAAGGUUUUAUUGAUUCGGUUGCCAUGGUUUCAGUUCUCUCGGCGUGUUCUCGUGUAUCUGGGAAGGGAAUUACAGAGGGAGUUCAUGGGUUUGUGGUAAAGAGGGGACUCGUGGGGGAUUUGGGUGUUGGGAAUACGUUGAUGGAUGCAUAUGCCAAGUCCGGCGAGCUGGGUGUGUCUAGGAAAAUUUUUGAUGGGAUGGCUGAGAAGGAUACAGUUUCUUGGAAUUCGUUGAUUGUCAUGUAUGCACAAAAUGGAUUUUCUACAGAAGCUUUGGAGGUUUUCAAUGCAAUGUUCAAGAAUGGUGAUCUCAGCUAUACUGCCGUGGCUUUGUCGGCUGUGUUGUUGGCCUGUGCAAAUUCAGGGGCUCUGCAAAUGGGGAAUUGUAUACAUGAUCAGGUUAUAAAGAUGGGCUUGGAGGAGAAUGUGUUUGUGGGUACCUCUCUUAUUGACAUGUAUAGCAAAUGUGGGAGAGUUGAAAUGGCGAGGAAAGCAUUUGAUCACAUGAAGGAGAAGAAUGUGAAGUCAUGGACUGCCAUGAUUGCUGGUUAUGGAAUGCAAGGCCAAGCCACAGAAGCUUUGGAAGUCUUAUAUGAGAUGAUUAAGGUUGGGAUCAAACCAAAUUAUAUCACUUUUGUCUCAAUUCUAACUGCUUGCAGUCAUGCUGGUCUCGUAAAAGAAGGCUGGCAUUGGUUUAACUCCAUGAAUCAUGAAUUUGGUGUGGAACCUGGGGUGGAGCAUUAUGCAUGCAUGGUUGAUCUUCUGGGGCAUACUGGUCAUCUCAGUGAGGCUUAUGAUUUGAUCAAGGGGAUGAAGGUGAAGCCUGAUUCUGUAGUCUGGGGGUCCCUUCUUGGGGCUUGUAGGAUUCACAAAAAUGUCGAGCUUGGUGAGAUAUCUGCUAGAAAGCUGUUUGAAUUAGACCCAAGUAAUUAUGGGUACUAUGUCUUGCUUUUAAACAUAUAUGCUGAUGCUGGAAUGUGGGGAGAUGUUGAGAGGAUGAGAAUACUUAUGAAGAACGGUGGAAUGGUCAAGCCACCUGGAUUCAGUUUGGUUGAACUAAAAGGUAAGGUUCACAUAUUUUUGGUUGGAGAUAGAGAGCAUCCAGAACAAGAAAAGAUUUACGAGUAUUUGGAAAAACUAACCACAAAGCUGCAAGAAUUUGGCUAUAUACCCAAUAUGACAUCGGUUCUUCAUGACAUUAAUGAGGAAGAGAAGGAAAUGACUCUUCGAGUUCAUAGUGAGAAGCUGGCAGUUGCUUUCGGAAUCCUAUAUUCUGCUCCUGGUACAACAAUCCAGGUGAUUAAGAAUCUUAGGGUUUGUGGAGACUGUCAUACUGUAAUUAAGUUGAUUUCCAAGAUAGUUAAUCGAGAAAUUGUGGUCAGAGAUUCAAAGCGAUUUCAUCACUUUAGGAAGGGUUUGUGUUCAUGUGGGGACUAUUUGUGAUAUUUACGAGAUUGGAAAGAAAGUUGAGAGUCUUGUGUGCAAGCCCGUAUUUGACGUGAUCAAGGAAUGAUUGAAGAUGCUAGUUAUUUAACUUGGGUGUCAAUGAAUGGUGUUUUUAAGUGUUAAGUUUGGAGAAUGAAGGAGAAUACACAACACAGAUGUAAUCAGAAAUUUGCUAUAAUAAGGUUAGCAUUUUCCUAGAUGCUUAAUCAGAAAGUUGCUAUAACAAGGUUGACAAAUUCCUUGCUCUUUUCUUUAUAUGAGCUCAUUUCAAAGGGGUUGUUUCAUAUCUUUACCAAUGAGUUUAGGUUUAGGCCAGAUUCUAUUUAUGGCAUUGAAGUAAUUCACAAAUGUAGAUUUGCUGUACAAAGCAUGAUACAGCAUGCCUUUUACACAUACUACAAGCUACUCUUUUAACAGGAAAGCAUCAUGAACUAUAAAGACCAUGAUGAGAAUAAAUAAUUCACUUCUCUAAUACAUUUCACAGAGCCCACAGAGCUUUAGUACAAUAUCCUCAAGAAAGAAGAAAAGCUAUUGGUCUUGUUGCUGAUGGUAGAAUUGGAAAAUUCGGAGGAACUUCCUUGGAAGAUCAGGUCAAGGCCUAUCAGAAUUGAUAUAGAAGAUUGGUUCUCUUUGUGUGGGCCACAACAGUUGCUAGAAUGGAGAAUAAAAAGGAGUUCUACAUAGCAAACCGAUAGAAUAUUUAAUAAUGCAGAAUGGCACUCCAAAGAACUUAUUCUGUAAUAGUACUCUCAGUCUUGAUAUUUGAAGUUGGCUGAGCUUCAUGUAAGCUUUUGAGCAUCUGAGACAACUCUAGAGGACCCUGUUCUUGCCCUGCAAGCCGUCAAGCUAUUAUUGGAUCUCUUUACUAGCUUCUUCUUUUCAUUAUUUUUCUUUACAAACUCUGCCUGCUGCUGCAUAUUCUCCUCCAUGAGCAUUUGAACUUGAAACUUUAAUUUGGACCACAUGUGCCCCCAAUCACGACUAUCUAUUGGGCAAUCUCCAACAUUAGCUUGACCUUAUUCAAAAUCAUUCAUCUUGUCAA
This is a messenger RNA of Quercus robur (English oak), 3269 nucleotides long. RefSeq names its product pentatricopeptide repeat-containing protein At3g26782, mitochondrial. The record is from RefSeq and is a predicted model, not a curated record. Bases 233 to 2224 code for a protein of 663 amino acids. The transcript has 2 exons. Lineage: Eukaryota; Viridiplantae; Streptophyta; Magnoliopsida; Fagales; Fagaceae. Gene Ontology annotation, molecular function: RNA binding; zinc ion binding; protein binding. Gene Ontology annotation, biological process: RNA modification.